UAUAUAUUAGUAGAUUUCAAGAAAUACCCAGAAAAUAAAAACAAGUAUAAUAUAAUAGUAAUUUUUAUUAAUUACCUAAAUAAGUACCCUAUUAUAAUUCCUUUCUAUAAGUAUAUUAAUAUAAAACUUAAGUUAUUAAUUACUAAUUAUCCCUAA
Messenger RNA from Hyaloscypha bicolor E, 156 nucleotides. RefSeq lists its product as uncharacterized. NCBI's taxonomy places the organism in Eukaryota, Fungi, Ascomycota, Leotiomycetes, Helotiales, Hyaloscyphaceae. The record is from RefSeq and is a predicted model, not a curated record. The annotation marks the transcript as partial. The transcript has 2 exons.